AAAAUACAUUACAUACCGAGAAUUUGCUGAAAAAGCACAGGUCAGAAAACAAAACCCUACUGAGCUGAGCUCCAUAUCUCCACUUUUCUUCAAUGGGCACAAAGCGAAAAUCAUCAGCUUCAACCCCAAAAAUCCAACCUGAAGAACAAAAACCUAAACUUGAACUUCAAUCUUCAUCCUCCUCCGAAGAAGAAUCUGAAUCCGAACCCGAGGCUGCACCCCAAUCCGAAUCAUCAUCUUCAGAAGAAGAAGAGAGCGAAGACGAGGCGACAAAGCGAGAAACUGUUCGGAAACUUCUAGAACCUUUCACUAAAGACAAAAUAAUCCAGCUAUUCAAAACCGCCGCUUCAAACGACCCAUCAAUUCUUUCUCGGGUCAAAACCCUAGCCGAUACCGACCCGACCCACCGUAAAAUCUUUGUUCACGGCCUCGGCUACGACACAACUUUGCACCAACUCCACGCCGUCUUCGAACCCUACGGCGAAAUAGAAGAGUGUAAACUGAUUACUGAUAAAGUUACCAACAGAGCUAAAGGAUAUGCCUUUGUGCUAUUCAAAACCCGGGUCGGGGCAAAAAGGGCUUUAAAGGAGCCCCAGAAGAAGAUUGGGAAUCGUAAUACCUCUUGCCAGCUUGCAGCCAUGGGACCCGCUGGUGCUGGUUCAGAUUCCGUGGAGAAUUCGAAUAAUAAUAGUGCUGGUAAUAGUAAUGCAAAUCAAGUUGUGCAGCAAAAUGAUAGUAUGAGUUAUGGUUUUGGAAUGAGUCCCGGGUUAUUGGGUGGCGCGAGUAUGAAUGGGAUGCCCUUUUUGAUGGGACAAAACAUGGGAUUCGGAGUGAAUCCUAUGCUGGGAUUAAGCCAAGCUGGUUUAGCUGCAUCGGGAUUUAAUCCUUCGUUUGUGGGGAUUGGUGCUGGUUAUGAUAUAAAUAGCAUUAAUCCGGGCGUUUUAGGUAGUAGUUAUGGUGCACAGCCAGCUUUGCAGGGAUUAGGGACUUACCCGGGUGCACAAAUUGGGCAGCAUUCUUUUGGAGGAACAGCAGCAAUGACAACUGUAACUACACCGGCAAAAGAUUCCUCUGGCAUUGGGUCAGCGAGGGUGACCUAUCCCUCGUAUUUGAGCCGUUAGAUGACAAAGAGUGUGGUUGGGGUAUAUGGACAGUGGAUGAAACAUGCAUUCUGAUCUGCAUCAUUCCACGCUAUUGUGACCUUGAGAAAACUGCUGCGAUUAGCCAAUAUUCAUAAAAGAAUUCCAAGGAAGUCAAAGGCCAGAGCCAAGAGCCAAGACAUACAACAGUAUCUGCAUUAUCUUCUUGCAAAUCCCAAGUUGUGUAGCUGUAGCAUGCCCAAAGUGCUCACAUUCAGAAGUUUCAUUGAGUAUUUCAGCAUUGGGUUGAAUAUAAUUAGAUCUGUUUCAGCUCAUUGAAUGGGUUAGCGGGUCUCAGAUGGUUUUUGCUUUGAAUAUACUUUUAUCAUUGCGGAGUAGAUCUUUCGUAGGGCCUUUCUUCUAAAUUGUUU
Molecule: messenger RNA, 1510 nt
Organism: Nicotiana tabacum (common tobacco)
Lineage: Eukaryota; Viridiplantae; Streptophyta; Magnoliopsida; Solanales; Solanaceae
Product: UBP1-associated proteins 1A
Cellular component (GO): nucleus
Molecular function (GO): RNA binding
Source: RefSeq, a predicted model, not a curated record